This is a messenger RNA of Talaromyces amestolkiae, 744 nucleotides long. RefSeq lists its product as uncharacterized. Gene Ontology annotation, biological process: mRNA export from nucleus. The coding region runs from base 1 to 744 and encodes 247 amino acids. The record is from RefSeq and is a predicted model, not a curated record. NCBI's taxonomy places the organism in Eukaryota, Fungi, Ascomycota, Eurotiomycetes, Eurotiales, Trichocomaceae. The transcript is spliced from 6 exons. Gene Ontology annotation, molecular function: mRNA binding. Gene Ontology annotation, cellular component: nucleus.
AUGUCUUCCAAACUCGACCAGUCUCUUGAAGAUAUCUCCAAGUCCCGUCGCCAGAGUGGACGCGGAAACAACCGUCGCCGCAGCGGUGCUAAGCCUACCACUACCAAGGCGCCCGUUGGAGGAAUCAAGAAAAGCACCAAGCCUGCGAGAAAUCCUCCCAGAGGUCCUGCCAAGGGAACGGCCAUCGGCCCUACUUCUCCUGUCAACGAAAGCAAGAUCAUCGUCAGCGGAUUGCCGCACGAUGUAAGCGAAGCCAGUAUCAAGGACUACUUUGUCAAAACUGUUGGCCCCGUCAAGCGGGUCACCGUCACCUACAACCAGAAUGGUGUCAGCCGGGGCAUUGCAUCAAUCGUCUUCAACAAGCCCGACACCGCCGCCAAAGCUGCCAAGGAAUUGAACGGAACACUGGUCGAUGGACGGCCGAUGAAGGUUGAGGUUGUUGUCGAUGCAACCCAUGCACCUCAAGUUGCCGCUCCUAAGCCUUUGAGCGAGCGCGUCGCCCAACCGAAGGCUCAGCCCAAGCCCGCCACUGCUACCAAAAAUGCCGCCGCCGCAGGUCGCCGUGGCCGCGCCGGUCGCCCAAAGAAGGCCAAGGGUCCCGCUCAGCACAAGAAGACUGCUGAGGAGUUGGAUGCGGAGAUGGAGGAUUAUUUCGUGGGAUCAGAGAAUACACCUGCAGGUGCCGCCGCCACAAACGGUGCUACCGCCGCUGCUGGUGACGAGACCAUGGCCGAGAUCUCUUAA